AUGUUAGCAUCAAACCAACAUCAACAAUCACCAUUGUCUACAGACACUCGAGGCGCUCCAAAGGCACUCGAGGUGUUUACCAUCGACACCAGGGACCCUACAGUUCCACUUCAAGCCGCACAACUGAUACAAAGGUCAGGCGCUGAUCCAGUCAUCUGGAUCAGCACUGAACUAACCCGUACAACGUCGGCUGGUAAUUUUCGUCUGUAUAAAGACGGAAGUGGGAUUUUUGGUCUUUGGGUGCCAAACUCGCAGGCUUUCUACUCCGAUGCUGCUCCACCUAACAUCUGUGCUCCGGAUGCCCAAUCCGAUAUACAAUUGAUAGGUCCCAUAGGUUCAAAGCCGAGCCAGUUUGGAAGGAUCGCGCAUACAGCCGCAGCUCGAAUACCGGCGAGACGACAGAGUUUUAGCAGACUCGAGUCGAAAUCGUCGGGAAAUCCGGGUAGCUCCGUAUGA
Molecule: messenger RNA, 456 nt
Organism: Didymodactylos carnosus
Lineage: Eukaryota; Metazoa; Rotifera; Eurotatoria; Philodinida; Philodinidae
Source: the annotation of a GenBank genome assembly